CCCUGUCGUUGUGAGAAUUCUUAAUUCAUGAGUUGUAGGGAGGGACUUAUGUCACCACAAACAGAAACUAAAGCAAGUGUUGGAUUUAAAGCUGGUGUUAAGGAUUAUAAAUUGACUUACUACACCCCGGAGUACGAAACCAAGGAUACUGAUAUCUUGGCAGCAUUCCGAGUAACUCCUCAGCUCGGGGUUCCGCCUGAAGAAGCAGGAGCUGCAGUAGCUGCGGAAUCUUCUACUGGUACAUGGACAACUGUUUGGACUGAUGGACUUACCAGUCUUGAUCGUUACAAAGGACGAUGCUAUCACAUCGAGCCCGUUCCUGGGGACCCAGAUCAAUAUAUCUGUUAUGUAGCUUAUCCAUUAGACCUAUUUGAAGAGGGUUCUGUUACUAACAUGUUUACUUCCAUUGUGGGUAACGUAUUUGGUUUCAAAGCCUUACGCGCUCUACGUUUGGAGGAUCUACGAAUUCCCCCUGCUUAUUCAAAAACUUUCCAAGGUCCGCCUCACGGUAUCCAAGUUGAAAGGGAUAAGUUGAACAAGUACGGUCGUCCUUUAUUGGGAUGUACUAUUAAACCAAAAUUGGGAUUAUCCGCAAAAAAUUACGGUAGAGCGUGUUAUGAGUGUCUACGCGGUGGACUUGAUUUUACCAAAGAUGAUGAAAACGUAAACUCACAACCAUUUAUGCGCUGGAGAGACCGUUUUGUCUUUUGUGCCGAAGCAAUUUAUAAAGCACAAGCCGAAACUGGUGAAAUCAAGGGGCAUUACUUGAAUGCGACUGCAGGUACAUGCGAAGAAAUGAUUAAGAGAGCUGUAUUUGCAAGGGAAUUAGGGGUUCCUAUUGUAAUGCAUGACUACUUAACAGGAGGAUUCACCGCAAAUACUACUUUGUCUCAUUAUUGCCGCGACAACGGCCUACUUCUUCACAUUCACCGAGCAAUGCAUGCAGUUAUUGAUAGACAGAAAAAUCAUGGUAUGCAUUUCCGUGUAUUAGCUAAAGCAUUGCGUAUGUCGGGGGGAGAUCAUAUCCACUCCGGUACAGUAGUAGGUAAGUUAGAAGGGGAACGCGAAAUAACUUUAGGUUUUGUUGAUUUAUUGCGCGAUGAUUUUAUUGAAAAAGAUCGUUCUCGCGGUAUCUUUUUCACUCAGGACUGGGUAUCCAUGCCAGGUGUUAUACCGGUGGCUUCUGGGGGUAUUCAUGUUUGGCAUAUGCCAGCUCUGACCGAAAUCUUUGGAGAUGAUUCCGUAUUACAAUUUGGUGGAGGAACUUUAGGACAUCCUUGGGGAAAUGCACCUGGUGCAGCAGCUAAUCGUGUGGCUUUAGAAGCCUGUGUACAAGCUCGUAACGAAGGGCGCGAUCUUGCUCGUGAAGGUAAUGAAAUUAUCAAAGCAGCUUGCAAAUGGAGUGCUGAACUAGCCGCAGCUUGUGAAAUAUGGAAGGAGAUCAAAUUUGAUGGUUUCAAAGCGAUGGAUACCAUAUAAAAUAAAAAAAAAAGCAAAAUAGAAAGAGAAAAAAUAAGUUAAGAAAUGCAGUAAUUCUUCUUUAUUCCUCUAAUUGAUUGCAAUUCAAUUCGGCUCAAUCUUUUCUAAAAAAAAAAAAGACUGAGCCGAAUUGAAAUAGAUCUUGAUACGAUCAUGAGACUUGACAAAUCGAGAUUCUUCUAUUCUAUAUAUCUAGAAUAUAGAAAGGUAUAAUACAAUAAACAAAUAUAAAUCAAAAUAUAGUAUUAUCGUACGAUAAUGGAAUCAAAUACGCAGUAUUUACAGAAAAGAGUCUUCGUUUAUUGGGAAAGAAUCAAUAUACUUUUAAUGUCGAAUCGGGAUUCACUAAGACAGAAAUAAAGCAUUGGGUCGAACUCUUCUUUGGUGUUAAGGUAGUAGCUGUGAAUAGCCAUCGACUACCCGGAAAGGGUAGAAGAAUGGGACCUAUUCUGGGACAUACAAUGCAUUACAGACGUAUGAUCAUUACCCUUCAACUGGGUAUUCUAUUCCACUUCUACUUUUUAAAUUAAAGGGUAUUCUGAAAGAGGUAUUUCUUUUAUUUUCACAAUAGCUUUCUUUUGAAUCCAAUUUCAAGUUCGAUUAGAAGGAUAGAAAGGCGAUGAGAAUGGGAAAAGAAAAAUAAAAUAUUUUAUUUUAAUGAGUUCCCCUUUUGAGUUCCCCUUUUUUGCAAUUUUCUUAUUAUCAAUUCCAUUCAUUUAUUUUAUAGAAUACUUUUUUAUUCUAUAUCUAUAAAAAAUCUUUAUUUUGUAAACUAAAAAAUACAAUAGUCAAUAUUCCUUAUAAUAGAUAUACUUAAUUAUAUCAUAAGAAUCUUAAGAUAUAUUUCGAAUAGAUAGAAAUAGUAAAUUUGAAUUGAGACACAUAUUCUAUGACAGAUUUUAACUUACCCUCUAUUUUCGUACCUUUAGUAGGCUUAGUAUUUCCGGCAAUUGCAAUGACUUCCUUAUUUCUUUAUGUGCAGAAAAAUAAGAUUGUCUAGAAACGACGGGGCCAAAUUUUCUCAAUGUAUUUCCAGGAUCAUAAUACAGAUAUUUUUUUGUGUAAGUACUAUAAUAUGAUAGGGUAUGUAGCUCUUUCUACACACAAAUGAAAAACGUCUAUGGAUGCAGAUAUAAGCUACGAGCAUAAAUGCAUGCAUAUGCGUAGCCGACUAUAGCGAGUUUUUUUUUUUAAGUGGAUCCACUAAUUUUUUUUGAAUAGAAAGUCAAUGUAUCUAACCAAUUAUUUCACAGGAGUACUAGCUACUGAAGGCUAUUUCAGAAUCAAAAAAAGUAAAGUAAAAAUCAUUUAGCUUAUUCUCUCAAUUUCAAUUGACCGCUACUGGAUUUAGUAUAUCUAAUAUGAAUUGGCGAUCAGAACACAUAUGGAUAGAACUUCUAAAAGGUUCUCGAAAAAGAGGUAAUUUUUUCUGGGCCUGUAUUCUUUUUCUAGGUUCAUUAGGAUUCUUAGCGGUUGGGGCUUCCAGUUAUCUUGGUAAGAAUAUGAUAUCUGUACUUCCAUCUCAACAAAUUCUUUUUUUUCCACAGGGGGUCGUGAUGUCUUUCUACGGAAUCGCGGGCCUAUUCAUUAGCUCCUAUUUGUGGUGCACUAUUUUAUGGAAUGUAGGCAGUGGUUAUGACCGAUUCGAUAGAAAAGAGGGAAUAGUGUGCAUUUUUCGUUGGGGAUUCCCUGGAAUAAAACGUCGCAUCUUCCUUCAAUUCCUUGUGCGGGAUAUCCAAUCAAUUAGAAUUCAGGUUAAAGAGGGUCUUUAUCCUCGUCGUAUCCUUUAUAUGGAAAUCCGGGGCCAGGGGGUCAUUCCCUUGACUCGUACUGAUGAGAAGUUUUUUACUCCACGAGAAAUUGAACAAAAAGCUGCCGAAUUGGCCUAUUUCUUGCGUGUACCAAUUGAAGUAUUUUGAGUACCAAUUGCAAUUUUUUGCAAUUGUAAGGGGAUUUUCGAGUAUUUAUCUAAAGUAAAGGAAGGAACAAACGAGGAUAAGAGAAAAUUGCUUCGAAUUUGUUUUGUCCAAGUGAGAUAUAUGGCAUACUAUUCUUCCAUUUUUAUACGAAAGGCCUUUUUUUAUUUCUCUAUUCCACUCCAUUUAGAUCUAAGAAAGAACCCAAUACAAUGAAAUUCCACUAGUAUACAAAAAGAGAAAUAGAUACAAACACAAGGUCUCAAACCUUGUUAUAGAAUUUUUGCUUCAAAGAAAAGAAAUAUCAUAUAUAUUCAGCUUACAGAUCAAAAAUGAAAAAAAAGAAAGCAUUGCCUUCUUUCUUAUAUCUUGUAUUUAUCGUACUUUUGCCCUGGGGAGUCUCUUUCUCUUUUAACAAAUGUCUGGAACUUUGGAUUAAGAAUUGGUGGAAUACCAGGCAAUCCGAAACUUUCUUAACUGAUAUUCAAGAGAAAAGGAUUCUAGAAGGAUUCAUAGAAUUAGAGGAACUUUUUCUCUUGGACGAAAUGAUAAAAGAGAAACCGAAGACACAUGUACAAAAACUUCCUAUAGGAAUACACAAGGAAAUAAUACAAUUGGCCAAAAUAGAUAAUGAGGAUCAUCUCCAUAUCAUUUUGCAUUUCUCAACAAAUAUAAUCUGUUUGGCUAUUCUAAGUGGUUCUUUUUUUCUGGGUAAAGAAGAACUUGUCAUUUUGAAUUCUUGGGUUCAGGAAUUUUUCUAUAACUUAAAUGAUUCAAUAAAAGCUUUUUUUAUUCUUUUAGUUACUGAUUUUUUUGUUGGAUUUCACUCUACCCGCGGUUGGGAACUACUAAUUCGUUGGGUCUACAACAAUCUUGGAUGGGCUCCUAACGAGCUAAUUUUCACUAUUUUUGUUUGUAGUUUUCCUGUGAUUCUAGACACGUGUUUGAAAUUUUGGGUCUUUUUUUGUUUAAACCGUCUAUCUCCUUCACUUGUAGUCAUUUAUCAUUCAAUUAGUGAAGCAUAAACUCACUCAUUUCAUUUCCUAAUAUUAAUCAAAUUAGCAUAUUUCUUUUCUUCCUUUAGAAAUAGAAAGAAAGCCCUUUUCCUUUUUAACAAAAUUCUUUCUAUUUCUACCUGCUCAAGGUAUUCAUCAUUCUAGUACAACUAUUGCAGUAGAAUGACAACAGACUCGUGUAUAGGGAACUAGAUUAGCUUAGCUACCUAUCUAAUUUAUUGUAGAAAUUCCGGGAUCCGCGAUUGGACAUGGAAAAUAGAAAAACUUUUUCUUGGUUAAAGGAACAGAUGAUUCGAUCGAUUUCUGUAUCGAUCAUGAUAUACGUAAUAACUCGCACAUCUAUUUCAAACGCAUAUCCCAUUUUUGCGCAGCAGGGUUAUGAAAACCCGCGGGAAGCAACUGGACGAAUUGUAUGUGCCAAUUGCCAUUUAGCUAAUAAGCCUGUGGAUAUUGAAGUUCCCCAAGCAGUGCUUCCUGAUACUGUAUUUGAAGCAGUUCUUCGAAUUCCUUAUGAUAUGCAGCUGAAACAAGUUCUUGCUAAUGGUAAAAAGGGAGGGUUGAAUGUGGGUGCUGUUCUUAUUUUGCCCGAGGGAUUCGAAUUAGCGCCGCCCGACCGUAUUUCUCCUGAGUUGAAAGAAAAGAUAGGAAAUCUCUCUUUUCAGAGUUAUCGUCCCAAUAAAAAAAAUAUUCUUGUGAUAGGCCCUGUUCCCGGUAAGAAAUAUAGUGAAAUUGUCUUUCCCAUUCUUUCCCCCGAUCCCGCUACAAAAAAAGACGUUCAUUUCUUAAAAUAUCCCAUAUAUGUAGGGGGAAACCGAGGAAGGGGACAGAUCUAUCCUGACGGUAGCAAGAGUAACAAUACGGUCUAUAAUGCUACGUCAACAGGUAUAGUAAAAAAAAUACUACGUAAAGAAAAGGGGGGAUAUGAAAUAUCCAUAGUGGAUGCAUCGGAUGGACGCCAAGUGAUUGAUAUUAUACCUCCCGGGCCAGAACUUCUUGUUUCAGAGGGGGAAUCAAUCAAGCUUGAUCAACCAUUAACAAGCAAUCCUAAUGUAGGAGGGUUUGGUCAGGGGGAUGCAGAAAUAGUGCUUCAGGAUCCAUUGCGCGUCCAAGGCCUUUUGUUUUUCUUCGCAUCUGUUAUUUUGGCACAAGUUUUUUUGGUUCUCAAAAAGAAACAGUUUGAAAAGGUUCAAUUGUACGAAAUGAAUUUCUAGAUCCUGGGAUUUCUUACCAUCAAGUGAGAAAAAAGCCUCGAUUUCUGGAAUUCCUUAUUUCUAUCUCAUGCAAAAGAAGAGGAUCCAAGGCAAAGACGAGAACAAUAAAAGGAACAAGUCCUUUUAGGAGGAAUUGUGGGUCUUCUUAAUCCUCUAUUGGGCACAAGAAAAAGGCUUUUUUGCCUUUUUCUUGUGUCGAUUCUUCUUGUAUCGAAGUUCGGGCGCGGUAGUGGACAAACAGAGGGAAAGAAGGUAUGGCGGGGGACACAUUUCUUGUGAGCAAAUAGAAUUGCUUUACUUUUUGAAUUAAGUUCAACUUUGAACUUACAGAAAUUUUGUAAAAAAAAAUCUAUACCCUCCCAUGGAAGGGUGGUUUUGAUUUUUAGGCUAGUUGAGUAGUUUUGAUUAAGGUUUUAUUAGUUUAUUACUCUAAACUAAAUCAACGAUUUGCAGGAUACUUCCUUCAUGGAAUAAAAUACUGGAUCCUCUCCCCUCUUUCUUGUUGCUUCAUAAGAGUGAAUCCAUUUUAUGGGCGAAAGGCGGGGGCUUUAAAUCGACCGAUGGAUUGCUUCACUCACUAACAUCAUUAACAAACAAAAGAAUAAAUGGAGGGAUUCCAACCAUCAGAGCAAAGGUUUUCUCUUUGUUAUUUUUACAAAUAGAAAUAGGUAACCAAUUUCUAGAUUAUGGAACAAAACCGCGUUAUAACAAUAAGAAUUCCGCGGGCCCUUUCCGCUCUAAUCAGAUAAAGGGGAGUAAGGACCCGCUAAGUUCCUACUUUUUCAUGUUUACAAUCUGGAUCCUCCGAUUACUAUAGAGAUGAACCCAAUCCAGAAUACGAACCGUAAAAGAAAACACCUAUUAAACCAAUCACAAGAAUACCAGUUACAGUACCUAUCAGCCAAAGAGGAAUUCUUCCAGUAGUAUCGGCCAUUUCCCCUACUUUCCUCCACAUUUUCUCAAGUGGUCAUGCUAGAGACAAAAACAGUCAUGGAUAGUUAUAAAGAUGGUAUCCUUCCAAAUGGGAUAAGAGAAUUCUUACUACUCUCUUUCUUUCUCUCAAUUGAAGAAGUAAUUGGAAAAUAAAACAGCAAGUACAAAAAUGAGUAAUAAACCCCAGUAUAGACUGGUACGAUUCAAUUCAACAUUUUGUUCAUUCGGGUUUGAUUGUGUCAUAGUUCUAUAGUUGGAAUUUGGUUUAUCGUUGGAUGAACUGCAUUGCUGAUAUUGAUCCCAAGAAAAAAACCGUGGGUACAGCUAAUCCGUGAACAGCCAGCCAUCGCACUGUAAAAAUAGGAUAGGUUCGAUCUAUGGUCAUUGGGGGCCUCCUAAAAGGAUCUACUAAAUUCAUCUAGUUGUUCUAAAGAAUCAAAACGGUCGGUUAUUAAUGGAAUUCCUUGUCGGCUUUCCGUGAAAUACUCGUUUGGUCGAGGACUUCCAAACACGUCAUAAGCUAAACCCGUACUGACAAAUAACCAACCCGCAAUGAAUAGGGAAGGUAUAGUAAUGCUAUGAAUAACCCAGUAUCGAAUACUGGUAAUAAUAUCAGCAAAAGAACGUUCUCCCGUGCUUCCAGACAUGCUGAGCUCCCAAAAUUUUUAUUCAAAAAAGGAAUUGAUUCCGUAAAAGAUGGGAUCCACCAGUAAAUAGAAAAUUACUGAUAUUUCAUCCUUGUGAGAUUGUCAAUUUUGUACCAAAGGUGUAUUUUGAGUAUACCGAAUUAGUAUAGCUAUCCUUCCUAUGGCACAGCAAUCCAGUUUUGCUUGGUCCCGAAACAGAAUUCCUUUUUUCUCUUUUUUGUUCCUUGUCUAUAGGAAAAUUACAUGUUAUUCAAGGCAUCAAUAGAACCCCACAAUUUUUUGGGUCCUACUUAUUUUCAUUGUCUUCGGAAUAGUAGAAUAAUUUAAUUUGGAAUAGCGGCCAAGAUCUUGGGAAAAUCUAAGUUAAUGAUUAAUAAGAUAAAGAAUUUAGGAAGGAUAUUCUCAUAUUGACGCAAUACAAAGAUAAGUAUAUGCAAAAUCGAUCCCUUUUUAGUUAAAGGAAUUUAAUUGGUUAGCAUAAAAUAAUAUCUAAUAAAUAGAAAAUCGAAUAGCGGAUAAUCCGUUAUGAAAGAAACGGAAUACAUUCUUUGAAGAAUCAAGAUUCGUAAUCAAUCCUUGUCUUGUUUGUUGGAUUAGGUCUAAUUUUCUUGACCAAACAGCAAGCAUGGAACUUUACAAGAAGAACUUAAAAGAAAAGGAUAAUUGAAGUAACUUUGAAUCCACUUUUGUUGGGGUUCAAAAAACGAAUAAAAAUAAAUAAAAAAAAGUAAAUUUUAGGAAUAGUUCCCUUUUUGAGGGGGCCCCUCGGGGGUCGUGGAAUGCUUUUCUUCUCCUCUUAUUCCAUAUGGAAUACAAUGAGUUAAAAUUUGCUCCAAAAAGAGGAUGAAAUCCAUCCUAUUAAAAAAGAAAUAAUCCGAAUCCGAAAUAGAAAGAAUUUUUUUUUUUUUUUUCAAAUUCAAUUCUUUAUUUAUCUUUUAUUCCAAAAUUCUCCCGAAAAUCCAAUUUCAUUUUUCAAUGGGGUUAGAUGAUCUAGUUCUUAAUAUUAUUAGUUUACUUAACUGACAGAUUCCACAACAAAUCUCUUGAUUCGGAAUUAGGGACUCAUGUUCCGUCUGAUGAAUCGAUUUUCUCUUUUUUUUACACUUCUGUAUCUCACUCUAUCUUGUUUUUUAGUAUUAUCUAAAAUAACCGAUGAAUUAUGAAUUUUCCAUAACUUAAACUUAGGUAAGUGCUUUACCAACAUAUGUAGUGUAGUAAAAAAAAUGGAAUUGAACCCCUUCAUGCUUACUAUAACUAGUUAUUUCGGUUUUCUACUGGCUGCUUUAACUAUAACCCCAGCUCUAUUUAUUAGCUUGAACAAGAUACGUCUUAUUUGAAAUGAAUUGAAUAGAAGAAUCUUUCUUUUGGAUUCUUGGUAUUCUAGACUCUUUUCCACACUAAUUACCAAUUCUUUUCUUGGUCAUUGAGAUUCGUGGGUAGUUUAGACUAUUAUUUAGAGAUAGAUCGUACCUCUUUUUUUAUCCCCUCGAACAAAUCGAAAUGAUUGAAGUUUUUCUAUUUGGAAUCGUCUUAGGCCUAAUUCCUAUUACUUUAGCGGGAUUAUUCGUGACUGCGUAUUUGCAAUACAGGCGUGGGGAUCAGUUGGAUCUUUGAUUGAGUAAUAUUUCUUUUUUGAUUGACCUCCUCUCUGGUCUGGAGGAGGUCAAAUUGGAGUUGCAAUUCUACUUUGUUUUUUUUUAAGUUAUUUUAGUUUCGACAUAAGAUAUAUGGAAUCACGCUCUGUAGGAUUUGAACCUACGACAUCGGGUUUUGGAGACCCGCGUUCUACCAAACUGAACUAAGAGCGCUUUCAAAACAAAAAAAAAAA
Messenger RNA from Zea mays, 9030 nucleotides. Its product is annotated as ribulose bisphosphate carboxylase large chain-like. The record is from RefSeq and is a predicted model, not a curated record. Gene Ontology annotation, molecular function: ribulose-bisphosphate carboxylase activity; magnesium ion binding. NCBI's taxonomy places the organism in Eukaryota, Viridiplantae, Streptophyta, Magnoliopsida, Poales, Poaceae. Gene Ontology annotation, biological process: carbon fixation.